Podarcis raffonei (Aeolian wall lizard) is the source of this 2193-nucleotide messenger RNA. RefSeq names its product zinc finger protein 239-like. The record is from RefSeq and is a predicted model, not a curated record. The transcript has 4 exons. Gene Ontology annotation, biological process: regulation of transcription by RNA polymerase II. Bases 529 to 1761 code for a protein of 410 amino acids. Lineage: Eukaryota; Metazoa; Chordata; Lepidosauria; Squamata; Lacertidae. Gene Ontology annotation, cellular component: nucleus. Gene Ontology annotation, molecular function: DNA-binding transcription factor activity, RNA polymerase II-specific; RNA polymerase II transcription regulatory region sequence-specific DNA binding.
CCAAUGGAAGAAAGCAGGAGCCCCGCAUCCUUUGGCUGCGUUCAAAUGGGAACCUGAAUAGGCGUCAGCUCUGAAUGUCCUGCCCAGUUUGUGAAGUUGGGGAGGAGGGAGAUGAACAGCUGGGCGCGCCUUUGAGGUCCAGGGGCGAAAGGGGGCUUCUCCUCCAGAAAUUUAGGGAUUUGGGCAUUGCAAGAGAAGAAAAGCAAACCCUACACACAUCCGGAGCGGCGUCCCUAAGACAGUUGGAUGGCACCUUGUACGCCUGCUUCCGGAAACUCCUGCAGCCAAGCUGGUGAGCCUCAUCAACUCAGAGAACAACCAGUGGUGCUCCUACAGAUUCUCCCUGCCGGGUUUGUUUAGAGUUUGUUACAGCCGGACAACCUUGACAGGAGCCCGACAUUGCUCUCCUCUCCUGCGAAUUCCAGCAGCAGGGUCUGGUGAUCUUUGAGGCGGCAGCUGUGUAUUUAUUUCCCUGAGGAGGAGCGGGCGUUACUGGAUCCAGGGCUCAGAGCCUUGUGCAAGGAAGUCAUGGAGGAGGAACAGGGGAGUGUAGCUUCUCUGGCAACUGGGCAGAGCAGUGAGGAUUACAAAGAGCCAAUUGGGGUGUCCUUGGAACCCGUCAAGAAUGAAGAGGGAGAAGAGACCUUUAGGGAUCAAGAAAUGUGGAGGAGGCAGGGCGGAAACAAAGCAGACGUCUGUGAAAUCCCUAUCCAAAGAGCGCACACAGAGGAGAAACCACUGGCCUGUGGUAAUAGCUUCAGUCGCAGCGCAAACCUCAUGUCUCAUCAGAUAAUCCACAAGGGAGAGAGAAAAGUUAAGGGUCUGGAGUUUGGAAAGGACUUUGGUCAAAGCAAACACCAAGCUUCACACCAAGCAAUUCAUGGGAGAGAGAAACAUCGUAAAUGCCUGGAAUGCGGAAAGAGCUUCAGUCGAAGCACAAACCUUACUAAACAUCUAAGAACUCACACAGGGGAGAAACCGUUUAAAUGCCUGGAGUGUGGGAAGCACUUUAGUCAGAGCUCAAACCUGAUUUCCCAUCAAAUAAUUCACACCGGGGAGAAGCCCUAUCAGUGUUUGGAGUGUGGCAGGGCCUUCAGUCAGAACACAAACCUUACCAAGCACGGGAGAAUCCACACGGGGAAGAAGCCUUUCAAAUGCCUGGAGUGCGGAAAGAGCUUCAGUCAAAGCUCAGACCUCAUUUCCCAUCAGAGAACACACACGGGUGAAAAGCCAUUUAAAUGCCUGGAGUGUGGGAUGUGUUUCAGUCAGAGCACGGCCCUUACGAAACACGACAAAAUCCACACGGGAGAGAAGCUUUACAAAUGUCUGGAGUGCGGAAAGAGCUUCAGCUGGAGAAAAAACCUUACUUCACAUCAAAGAAUCCACACACAGGAGAGGCCGUACAAAUGCCCAGAGUGUGGGAAAAGCUUCAGUCAGAGCACAAACCUUAUUAAGCAUGAGAGGAUCCACACAGGGGAGAAACCCUAUAAAUGUUUGGAGUGCGGCAAGACCUUUACUGUGAGCACGAGCCUUACGUCACAUCAGAGAAUCCACACAGAGGGGAAGCCAUAUAAAUGUUCCGCGUGUGGCAAGAGCUUCAGUAGGGGCACAAACCUUGAGAAGCACAAAAGAAUUCAUGCUGCAGAGAACCAUUUAAAUGUCUGGAGUGUGGAAGGAGCUUCCAUUGAAGAGGAGACCUUCCUUCCCAUCAAAGAAUUCACCCAGGAGAUAUGCUGUUUAAAUGCCUGGAGUGUAGAAUGAGCUCCAGUCAAGAGAACCAUCUUUAAAUAGUAAAUUUAGGAACCAUUUUAAUGCCUGGAACGUGGGGAAAGCUUCAGGUCAAGCACAAUGCAUGCUAAUGAUCUAAGAAACCUGGAUUGUGGAAGGAGUUUCAGUCAGGGCUCAUCCCUUAAUUUCCAUCAAAAUGUUCAUUGCAUUGAAUUUUCCAAAAUAUAUUUUUUUAAGUGUCUAUUUUAUUUAUUCAGGGUGCCAAGGGUGUCAUGGAGAGAAAACAAAAGGUGGUUUUGGUAAGAGCUGACUGCUUUUCACGCUGUCCAUAUUUCUGUCGAUUCUUUUGAUAGAUGUUCUUGUAGUUUGUUGGUAGGUGUGUAAGUGAUGAAAAAGCAACAGGUGGCAAAAUAAGACUGUGCUUCCUCUUUUUCCAAUCUUUCCAAUAAAAUACUUCCAAAUGUU